Molecule: messenger RNA, 1662 nt
Organism: Aspergillus melleus
Lineage: Eukaryota; Fungi; Ascomycota; Eurotiomycetes; Eurotiales; Aspergillaceae
Exons: 3
Coding region: 1-1662 (553 amino acids)
Biological process (GO): transmembrane transport
Molecular function (GO): transmembrane transporter activity
Source: RefSeq, a predicted model, not a curated record
AUGACGGAACUAACAGGAACCCCCAGCUCGGGAAGCCUCAGCGGCCAGCUCGAAAAGAUCCCCGUCACCGACAUCGAGAACCCCAGUCCGCCAUCCGACUCGCCCCCGACCUCAGACACCGACGACGGAGACCGCAAACGCACCGUCACUGGCGUGCGGUGGUUCCUCGUCUGUGUGGCCAUCUUCUCAGCUAAUGUGCUCUACGGACUGGACACAACCAUCGCCGCCGACAUCCAAGCGGUGGUAUCGGAGACGUUUGACAACGUGACGCAGUUGGGCUGGUUGGGCGUUGGGUUCACGCUGGGGUCGACGGUGGCCAUCCUGCCGCUUGGAAAGGCGUUCGGCACGUUCGAUGCAAAAUGGGUGUUUCUGAGUUGUUUGACUAUGUUUGCGGCGGCGAGUGCGCUGUGCGGUGCCGCGUCAUCGAUGAAUGCGAUUAUCAUUGGAAGGGUGUGGGCUGGUGCUGGGGGAGCGGGCAUGUACUUGGGGACACUGAAUCUGGUGACCAUCAUGAGUAGUCCUCAGGAACAGCCGUUUUACAUCGGAAUGACCGGGUUCGUCUACGGUAGUGGCUGCAUUCUGGGUCCCAUCGUGGGAGGUUCGUUGGCAGAUAGUGCGGCGACGUGGAGAUGGGCCUUCUAUCUAAAUCUCGUCAUCUUUGGCGCCAUGGCCCCCAUCUACCUCUUCGUCCUUCCACCGCUCCCUCGCCGCCCCGAUACGACCUUCCUCGAGAAAGUACGCUCCCUCGACUGGCUCGGUAUCGUCCUGAACGGCGGUCUAUACGUCUCCUUCGCUCUGGCCUUCACCUUCGGCGGGUCAAUCUGGGCCUGGAGCGACGGACGGGUUAUCGCACUGCUCGUCGUCUGCGGCGUGCUCACGAUCAUCUUCUGCAUCAGCCAGCGCUACUCGGUCCUUACCGACCCCAUCAACCGCAUCUUCCCCUGCGAGUUCCUGCUCGACCCGCAACUCGUCCUGCUCUACGUCUGCAUGGCGUGCGGCGGCGCGGCCCUCUUCGUCUCGGUCUACUAUAUCCCGCUCUACUUCCUGUUCGUGCACGGCGAUACCGGCACGCAGGCAGCCGUGCGCCUCCUCCCGUUCAUCUGCUUUUACGUCGCUACCAUUCUAACCUGCGGCGCCGUCAUGGGGCGGACUGGGUACCACAACCUCUGGUACAUUUUCAGCGGGCUGUGCAUCACAGCCGGCGCGGCGGCCAUGUACACAGUGGGAUACUCGACCCCAGCAGCGAACAUCUACGGCUACGCGGUGCUGCUAGGACUGGGGAUGACAACCACGCAGGCCGGAUACGCCGUGGGCCCGCUCUAUGUGAAACCCGACCGCGUGGCGGAGCUGAUCCAGUACCUGAACAUCUCGCAGGGCUCGAGCCAGUUCAUCGGGCUGGCCAUCGCCAGCUGCAUCUUCCAGAGCUUGGGAUUGCAGCGCCUGAAGGCGGUGCUGGGCGAGACGGAGUACUCGGACGCGCAGAUCCGGGCGGCGAUUGCCGGAGCGAGGAGCGAGUUAUUGCAGAAUGCGACGCCGGAGGUGAGGGCACGGUGUGUGGAUGCGAUUGUGAGGACGAUUGGAGACGUUUGGGUCAUGGUGAUUGCGGCGGGGGCGUUGUGGACGGUGUGUUCGUUGUUUUUGACGAGGAGGCGGUUUGUAUAG